AGAAUCUUAAAUAAGUAAUAAACAUGGAUUUAAGCAUGGGUGAAAUGGACGUCUGUGAUGAUGAACAAUUAGAUACGAAGAAAUGCUACAGAUGUGGUUACGAAUUAUUGGACAAUUUAAACGUAGUGUAUAACUCAUCAAAUUCAAUCUUUAUCUUCUGGAAUAAGUACCAGUUAUUUCUGUACGAAAAUAUGAAUUUUAAAGAAGCUAAAAGAAUAUUCACUCCAGAGUUUAGUGUGCAUCAGAUUAUAAUAUCGAAUAAUUACUUAAUUUGCCUAGACCGUCGUGGAAAUGUGCACGUAACUUCGCUUAAAUUCAAAAAUACACAGAAACGUUUAAAGACGAGUUUUUCACCGCGAGAACGGAAUAUUUUAGGCUUCGUUGAAUGUGGUGAAUAUGUAGUGAGUUUGAAGGCAGAAUCAGACACUUACUUACUGUGUUUAAAUAGAAUCAACAGUGAUUUCCAAGCAAAAAGAAAGAUUCCAAUUUGUUAUAAAGGUGAGACCGGGAUACCGCAGAAAACUAGCCAAGAUAAAUGCUUGCUAAUUGUUUCCAAGGUUACUAGCCAUGAUGAAGGAAUAAAGCAACUGUUUAGCAUUAAUCUUAUAGCAAAGGAUACAAAUGUUGUAAUUAUGUCCUUUGACAGAAUGAAUGUGUUUGCCUGUUUAUUCAGUUCUAACAUGUCGCAAGAUGACAUUCAGUUGAUCAAGCUUUACUCAUGUCCAUCGGAAAUAUGCAAUAUCCAAGUUGUACAGUUGGAAGAACUUAAUGUGACAAUAGUUCUCAAGUCCGGAACCAUUUUGAAGCUUCCGCUUCAGACAACAACACAAAUGGUCGUUCCAAUCCAUUUAAACACUGCAGUUAACAAGUUUAUGUUACUUAAAGAUACAUUAAUAUAUACAGAUGGUCUUUCUAUGUGGAAAACCGAAAACACGUUUUCAAAAAUAACUUUCAAACAAUAUUUCCUCCGACAGGUCAAGGACUUUGUCAGGGUCGGAGACCAAUUGAUCGGCACAACAUUUUCGAAGCUCAUAUACGUGAUACCAGAUGAUGACUUAAGUUAUCUCGAACCAGAAUCUGAACACUGCCCUGCUGAGAAAUUAUUAAACAAUUCUGAAUACUUGUACAGAUUAUUAGAAGAAGUGGAUAAAAACAAUGAAUUGAUUGAGAAACUUAAUGAGGAAGGGAACUAUAUAACGGCAUUGGCAUUAUCUAACAGACAAGAUUUAAUGGACAGCAUUUUGGAAAACACAAUCACUGUUUACGAGCAUUAUGAGGAUGCUGUCAAAGAAAAUCCAGAUUUAUCAAUAACUGAGGAUUUAGAAGAGUAUUUCAAAGCAGAAUCAGUUUACUUUCUCAUAAAAAUGAGAAUAAUGCAAAUGGAACAUUCAGUAAAUCAAGUUAUAUCUCAAUUGUUUAAGAAUUCCAAGAUACACAUGUCACUGUUUUCUGAAGACAAGCUGUUGAAGACUAACAGCCUUAAUGUAUCGGACUCAUUUUAUAAAAUAAAUGUGUUAAUACCGCUAGAUUACCAAGCGAUGACAAAUGUGUCAGUUGUUAAAGUAAACAUCAGAAUAGUCACGCAUCUGCCGGGGGCUUUUGAUUCAAAAGAACCAAUAUGGACAACACUGUACAGAAAAGAAAUAAUUCUAAACUCGGAACACUUCAUCAAAACAGAUUUAAUUUCAAGCAGACCGAGAAGUUUCAAGGAACCUCAAGAAUCAAUUGAUGACAUGAUUACAAAAACCGCCAGUAAUCAACAUGGAAAUCUUUUUAAUUUCACGGAUACAACAAAUAUAUCAGAUUCUGAAUUUUCCAUGUACGUUAAAUUACCAGUUUAUUACACUGAAAUAUUUAAAAACCAGGAACUACUCAGUAGUUUGAAUACAAGAAAAGCGGAGUAUCUUUCAAAACAACUUUCUUCGGAAGAGUUUUUGAAAUCGAAUAGUAACCUAACUUUUGAAAUUGGUAGACACAAGCUGGACGUUGAGAUAGUAACAGAUGAUAGCCCGGUACUAAAGGUGUCUGGUACUGAUAUAAGCAAGGUGUUGGGUGUUCGAAACUUCAUUGCCGAUUUACUUUAUGGAGAUUACAAGACAACUGGGCCAGAAAUUCAAUUUACAGAUUACGCUUUUUAUACCAAUGUUGAGAAUAUGCAAAAGACCAUCAAAGGCAGCAUGGAGAAUCCACACUCAGAGCAUCUUCAAGAUUUAGCUGAACAGUUACAGAAGAUAAUAGGGAAUUUGCCAAUUUGAAUUUACCAGUUUCAAUAAUAAUAAUAUUUUUAUAAAUAAAGAUACUUUAUUUAUGACAAUACCGUUUAUAGUAUA
Molecule: messenger RNA, 2330 nt
Organism: Cydia splendana
Lineage: Eukaryota; Metazoa; Arthropoda; Insecta; Lepidoptera; Tortricidae
Exons: 2
Coding region: 24-2255 (743 amino acids)
Source: RefSeq, a predicted model, not a curated record